Messenger RNA from Naegleria gruberi, 2220 nucleotides. RefSeq lists its product as uncharacterized. Gene Ontology annotation, molecular function: ATP binding; MAP kinase activity. Gene Ontology annotation, biological process: intracellular signal transduction; protein phosphorylation. Gene Ontology annotation, cellular component: nucleus; cytoplasm. Lineage: Eukaryota; Heterolobosea; Eutetramitea; Acrasida; Naegleriidae. The transcript has 4 exons. Bases 1 to 2220 code for a protein of 739 amino acids. The record is from RefSeq and is a predicted model, not a curated record.
AUGUUCAACAAUGCUCCACCAAAAAACCUACUAUCGAUAACAACAAAUACUAACCAGCAACUUCAACAACAACUCAUACCAACAUUUAACAUGUCCACAAAUAAUCAACCAACACACGCAUCUUCUUUGACACCAAGUUUGAAUAAUAUAGAAGUAGUUGGGAAUGACAACAUUCCCUCAUCUGGAACAAAUAUAGAUUUAAUUAAGCAAUUGCUCAAUUCUAAUCCACAACUACAAAUGUACCUACAUCAACUUGCCAAUCAAACAGAAAACAGUAACUCCAUGUUGACAACAUCCAAUAAUAAUGUUAAAGUAGCAACAAUUUCAGACCAAACAAAUUCAACAAUCGACAAUAUUCUUUCACUAUUCAAUCAAAGCAAUGAAUCAAACAACAUGUUACAACAUCCUGGCAACUAUGUAUUAAAUCACAUGCCACAACUCCAAGAGCAUAAUAUUACCUCCAAUGCACAACCAAUGAUGCAUGGAGAUUCUCAACAUAUUCUAUCCCUCUAUCUUUCAUCAGAGGAAGUACAACAGUUGUUAUUGUUGGAUCAAGAAGCAACAAACAAUACUACCACCUUAAAUCAACCCCAAAUUACAUCUCAAAGUUUUGUCAAUCCAUCAAUUUUAAACAAUAAUUCACUAAUAGUAGCAAACGAACAACCACCACUCUUUACAUGCUCUAAUUCUGGUACCAGAAUCAAUACGUGUGCAUCUAUUGAAGAUCAUAACAACGCAUCCACACAUUCUGACCAUUUCCUUCAUGAUGUUUCUCCUUCGCUUCUUGCAUCGCAACAAAAUUUGCCUCACCAUCAAAAACAAAAUACUGCAAACAUUGUUCGAAAGCAUUCAAUCCCCGAUCUUCAACUUCAUCAACAUCAACCUAUCGUCAAUCUCUUAUAUUCAACAUCAACAACAAUUAACCAAAAUAAUCAUCACAUGAUUCAGCCACAAACAACAAAUACACAAUUUAAUAUGGAAAUUUCUCCCUCUCCUUCACUUUCAUUGCAAAUUAAUGAAAUGGAUUUUUAUGAUUUGCAAUAUAUGAAUCAGCCUUUAACGGAUUUAGCUCCCCAACAAUAUAACAGAUAUAUUUUUGAUGGCUGUGAAUUCAUUCUACCCAUCAGGUAUUCACCAAUAAUGAGAGGUUCACAAGUAGUUUUUCUAGGAAGAGGAGCAUACGGGCAUGUAAUUGCAGCAAAUGACACUCAAUCAGGAACAACAGUAGCUAUUAAGAAAGUACAAAACGUAUUUGAUAAAGCUGCUUAUAGAAUGUUGAGAGAGGUGAAAAUAAUGAGACAUUUGAGAGGUCAUCCAAAUAUUGUGACAUUAAUUGAUAUUUUUAUUCCUGGAAAUACGUUAAAUGAGUUUAAGGAUUUGUAUAUAGUUUCAGAGUGUAUGAAUGGUGAUUUAGGAAGAGUGAUGACCAAUCUAUGCAAUCAAAAGCAAUGUUUAUCAAUAGAUAAUAUUCGCGAUAUUAUGGGGCAAUUAUUGAGUGCCAUGUACUAUUUACAGAGUGCAGGAGUACUCCAUAGAGAUAUGAAACCGAGCAAUAUUUUACUGUCACAUAAAUUCCAAGUUAAAUUGAGCGAUUUUGGAAUGAGUAGAAAUGAGGCAACCAAUCAACAAGUAACCAAUCCUCAAAGUUUUGCUGUUGUAACUGAAAUUUAUCGACCUCCUGAAGUUGUUUUGAAUUAUGAGAUACAAACUUCUGCAAUAGAUUCGUGGUCUGUUGGAUGUAUUUUUGCAGAGCUGUUAUACAUGUUACCGCCAUCCUCAAAGAGAAGACCAUUAUUUGUAAUUCUAAAGGAUAGUGAAAUUAGAGCGCCAAACCACUAUGAACAUUUAAACUUGAUGGCUUCUUUAUUGGGAAAACCAAAGACAAAUGAAUUGAAAGGAAAUCCACAAUAUGUACAAGAAUUAUUGGAAUUAUUGGAAAAUUUCCCAUCUCAAGGAUAUGAUUUUUCUCUAAUUUUCCCAGCAGCACCUCCGGAAGCCAUUGAUCUAAUGAAAAGGUUUUUAACAUGGAAUCCAGAAUCAAGGAUAUCCUUUGAGGAGGCUCUUAAUCAUCCCUUCAUAAGGAGUAGUAAUAUGAUAAACAGAAUUAGGGCUGGCGAAAAAAUUGGAUCAUUGGAUGACGAUGUCAAUGUGAGUUCGGAAAAGAUAAAAUUCCUCUUUUACAAGGAGAUAGUGAGCUGGAAAUUGGAAAAUAAAAACUAA